AUGGGUGGGUUUUAUCCUCCCGCCGAGGCGACCCGCCCUGAACCAGGAGGUCACAAGAAAGCCGUGCAGGGCUCAACGACGAGAGCAUCCCAGAUAAUGCCGAUGGCAUCACCGAGCAGAAAACGAAAGGCCAUUUCUGUCGAUGAUCAACAGCAGCCAGAAAGCCCUGAAAAGCCGAAGAAGACAAAAACCGCAACAGGUGCCACCGGCGAGAAACGACUGCGUCGAUUUCGCCCGAAACCUCCCCAGAGCUUUCACGAUGUCUACCACCGGGCCACGACCCAGAGGUUCUACGUCCUCGAGCGACGGCGAUGCGGCACCGACGAUGCCCCAGAGGAGGAGGUCGAGCUGACCGGCUCUACCGGCAACGUCUACACCGUCCACAUUGGUCAGGUCCCAUCUUGUAGCUGCCCGCAUUCGUUGAAGGGCAACCAAUGCAAGCAUUGGCUCUAUGUCAUGUCGCGAGUCCUCCGCGCCAAGUAUGAACACACGUAUCAACUAGCUCUCGUUCCCAGUGAGCUCAGGGAGAUCUUUACACACGCUCCUCCUAUUGAUGCUCCGGCCGACGGGUCCCAGGACAAGAACCGUAAGCCUAUCGACGGCGACUGCCCUAUCUGCUUCUGCGAGUUUGAGGCCGAGAGCAAGGAAACCAUCGUGUGGUGCCGCGCGGCCUGCGGCCAGAACAUCCACAAGGAGUGUUUCGAAACAUGGGCUGCCACAAAGCGCCGCGGUGGCGGCGGCGGCGAUGUGACUUGUCCGUUCUGUCGUAGUGUCUGGCAAGGCGACGAGAAAAUGGUCAAGGAUAUAAAGAAAGGCGGCAAGGUCACCCGCGAGGGCUAUGUCAACGUCGCUGACCAGCUCGGUAUCAGCACUCAACGGGACUAUAGCACCUACUCCAGAUGGUGGACGCGAGGACAAGGCUACUAUUGA
This is a messenger RNA of Colletotrichum higginsianum IMI 349063, 930 nucleotides long. Its product is annotated as SWIM zinc finger protein. Gene Ontology annotation, molecular function: zinc ion binding; ubiquitin protein ligase activity. The transcript has 3 exons. The coding region runs from base 1 to 930 and encodes 309 amino acids. The record is from RefSeq and is a predicted model, not a curated record. Lineage: Eukaryota; Fungi; Ascomycota; Sordariomycetes; Glomerellales; Glomerellaceae.